GCUCAGACUGUAAUCCUCUCUCAUCCUUAUCUUCCUACCAUCAGCUGCCAACGUCCACAAGGCGCACAGGGGCAGCUCAAGGCCAGAGUCUCGAGGCCUCACGCCAAGAUCAGAGUCUAGCGCCGAGCGUUGCUUUGAGACCCGUCCUACCUCGCGCCGUUGCCUACCGCCACCCAGGACUCCUCCACUAGGAUGACCACACUGACGGGUAACCUCGUCUGGCAAGAGGCGUUGCAGGAGGAUGACGGACGCAAAGCUGUGGGAAGCAGCAGUAGGAUCGACCCAUUCGCGUCCACGACUACUGUCAGUCCCACCCGGAGACCGGCCACUCGCAAGCAGAAGGCAAUAGCAGCUUGCUCUGGCGCCAUCGCUACCUCGCUGCUCAUGACACCUUUUGACGUCAUCAAGACUCGUAUACAGACGCAGUCUUCUCCUGAGCCUCUCUUCAGGCCUUCUUCACACAUUACAUCCUCCAUUAGAGCCUCGAAAGAAGCCUCUACCUCCCGCAAGAAGCUUCCAUCGCCAGCAAAGGCGCAUGCUGCCACCUGCUGCCAACAGACCUUCUUCACAGGCAACACCCAUGAGGACAAGCUCACUUGCAAAUUUGAUCCUGGGACUGCCCAGGGGAAAGCCUCGCAAGGUAGCUCCAUCACGAACAUGCCUCCUCAAAGCUUGCCCUCAUCGUCCGCUUCGGCUGCACGAGGAUCUGUGCUACUACGCCCGCCGCGCUCCCUACCCCUCUCUGCCGCUCCUCCCUACGCCCAUACCACUACGUUCCUCAACCCUGCCUCGGCUCUACUAUCAGCGUCACAAGGACACGCUUCCUCGACUGCCUGCGCUUUCCCUGACAAGGGCGCGGCAGCCCUUCAGUUGGAGGCAGCUACUAGGCAGAAACGACUGACGGGAAUGUGGGAUGGGGUAAUCAAGGUCAGCAGAGCAGAAGGAAUCAGAGGUCUGUGGAGAGGUCUGAGUCCUACAUUAGUCAUGACUAUACCGUCUCAAGUGACGUACAUGACUUGCUACGACGUCUUCCGGUCUCAGCUUCUCUCCCUGGAACGCUCCACCUUGGACACGCCUCCCGCCUCUCAAUUAGCAUCUUCCAACAUCACUCCCCAGACUCUGUUGGCCUCUUUAGUCUCUGGAGCCCUAGCUCGCUCGGUUUCUGCAACGCUCGUUACGCCUUUGGAGCUGGUGCGGACCAGGCUGCAAGCAAGCGACUCGUCACAUUCUUUGGGCAGUAUUGUGCGCUCGCUCUCGCGGCAAGUCUCUUCCCAAGGUCCUUCGGUUCUCUUCAGAGGUCUUUCCUCGACUCUCUGGCGAGACGUGCCAUUCUCAGCAAUCUACUUUAUGGGCUACGAAACGAUGAAGCGGAUGCUCACAGGAGGUAGCGGACUCGGUGAGGGUGGCAGCGGGAAAGGUGGUCUGGAGGAAUUUGGCGUGGCUUUCCUAAGUGGAGCGACAAGCGGAGGCGUAGCAGCUGUGAUCACGCAUCCAUUUGAUCUCGUCAAGACGCGACUGCAGGCUUCGUCCUCCUCCUCGUCACGCAACAGCGGAUCAAGUGAGGGCAAAGGAUCUUUGCAGCGCACAGUCGCCUCUAGGACUCUUCCAGCGCUGCGGACAAUCUUCCAAGAAGAAGGCGUCCCAGGUCUCUUCAGGGGCAUCACACCUAGGAUGGCAAAGGUAGCUCCCGCGUGCGGUCUGAUGAUUGGGAGCUACGAAGCUGUAGGUCACUUGUUCGCCAUGGCAGAGCAGGACUGAUGGCCUGCCUGUUAAUAGGAGAGAUGCGGAGGAAGAUUAGGGAAAGCAAACGGGGCA
Molecule: messenger RNA, 1815 nt
Organism: Microstroma glucosiphilum
Lineage: Eukaryota; Fungi; Basidiomycota; Exobasidiomycetes; Microstromatales; Microstromataceae
Product: mitochondrial carrier
Exons: 2
Coding region: 193-1758 (521 amino acids)
Biological process (GO): mitochondrial transmembrane transport
Source: RefSeq, a predicted model, not a curated record